GGGAGUGCAAGAGGACUGACAUAAAGUGGUGCCGUGUUCCUGCAGAGUACUGACUUACUGAGGGGACGCCCCAGAGACCCAUUAGUAUUUAUCUUGUUCCAUUGUUCCCUGACUGCUUCAUACUUAUUCAGGUGCAUUUUGGCAGACGUGAGUUAUGUCAAAAGCUUCACGUGCAGUAAAAACUGUAAAGAAAGCCAAUGUUGCCGGCAUGAUUCGAGCACUGGUGAGAGCUGGGCAGGCAGCUCCUGGACCACCGCUUGGACCCAUCCUGGGACAGCGAGGUAUCCCCAUUGGCCAGUUUUGUAAGGAGUUCAAUGAAAAAACCAAAGACAUCAAGGAAGGAAUCCCUCUUCCUGUAAAAAUAUUUGUCAAGCCCGAUAGAACUUAUGAUAUGAAAAUUGGGCAGCCUCCGGUGUCUUAUUUCCUAAAAGCUGCUGCUGGGAUAGAAAAAGGAGCAGCGCAGACAGGUCAUGAAAUAGCAGGAAUGGUAACAUUAAAGCAGCUGUAUGAGAUAGCUCUGGUGAAGUCACAGGAUGAAGCUUUUAUAAUGCGAGAUAUGCCACUAAGAGAUGUGGUGAAAUGCAUCAUGGGAAGUGCCAAGUCACUGGGGAUCAAGGUAGUAAAAGAUUUGACAGCAGAGGAGUAUGGGAAGUUCUUAGAAGAGCGACGGCUUGUUCUCCAAGCUGCUGCUGAAGCUCAAGCUGCCGAAGCUGCAGGAUCCAAAAAGAAAUAAGGCUCUUUUACAGCAUGGAGUGUGUGGAUGUUCCAUUAUCCCUGGAGAUAAGACUGCACAGAGUCAUAAUUAUCUUAUGAAGGACAGUAACUUGAUUGAACUGAGCAUGGGAUACAUGUUCUCCAGGCAGACGAAAUAUACUGUGGAUUUCUAUGUCUUUUGUAAUUUAUGUAAUAAAAUGCCACAAGCUA
Molecule: messenger RNA, 924 nt
Organism: Xenopus tropicalis (tropical clawed frog)
Lineage: Eukaryota; Metazoa; Chordata; Amphibia; Anura; Pipidae
Gene: mrpl11
Product: mitochondrial ribosomal protein L11
Exons: 7
Coding region: 155-733 (192 amino acids)
Biological process (GO): translation
Cellular component (GO): mitochondrion; ribosome; mitochondrial inner membrane
Molecular function (GO): structural constituent of ribosome
Source: RefSeq, marked provisional